Messenger RNA from Mucor velutinosus, 2409 nucleotides. Its product is annotated as NodB homology domain-containing protein. Lineage: Eukaryota; Fungi; Mucoromycota; Mucoromycetes; Mucorales; Mucoraceae. The transcript has 3 exons. Gene Ontology annotation, cellular component: microtubule associated complex; cytoplasm; nucleus. The record is from RefSeq and is a predicted model, not a curated record. Gene Ontology annotation, molecular function: microtubule plus-end binding. The coding region runs from base 1 to 2409 and encodes 802 amino acids. Gene Ontology annotation, biological process: establishment of mitotic spindle orientation; nuclear migration involved in conjugation with cellular fusion; cytoplasmic microtubule organization.
AUGUCAAGAAUUCAAAGUAGACUACCCUCAAUUCCAGUGCGAACGCCCAAGAAUCGAUUCCAAGCCAAAGAGGAAGAAGCCAGCCGAACAGGACAACGCGUGACCCUACCAACGCUAGACAAUAUGACUGGCACACUUCGAUUUGUGGGUUCAGUGGAUGGUAAGCCUGGCAUCUUUGCUGGUAUUGAGCUUGACGAGAAAGGGAAAGGAAAGAAUGAUGGCAGUGUUCAGGGCAAGAGAUAUUUCACAUGUCCAGCCAAAUCAGGUCUGUUUAUUGCAGUAGAAAAGGUUGUCAUACAUUCGCCUCCUUUGCCAGCAGCAGCGAAACCAUCGUCCUCAGUCACCCCUCCUACCACGCGUCGAUCCAAUUUACCGUUAACGAGAAAUGGCUCUGGAAGCUCCAGUGUGAGAUUAAGUGCAUCCACUUCCACAUCAACCAGGAAAUCACAUACCUUGCGCACGUCAACCAUACCCAAGACCAAAUCGCCGUCGUCUCCUGCUCCACCCGCUACAAACAACUCGACGGGUGCUGUAUCUACCCUUUCUGCUUCUGCUUCUGCUGCUACUGUUACUUCAGCCGCUACUACCUCAACAUCUUCCACCUCUUCAUUACCCGCAAUUAACAAGAAAUCAACUCCUACUCCGCCUCCCAUCACUCAAACUCCAAAGAAGCAAACGCCAAUUCCACCUACACCCACUCCUCCACCCGUAACGCCAUCACCUGUACUUAGCCAGCGACAAACAGAGCAGCAAGAUACAACCGAUCAGCUCUACGAGAUGCUGGAAAAGACUCAAAGAGAAAGAGAUCAACUGCUGAUGCAAAUGAAGAGCAAAGAGACUGCAUGGGAGCGAUUGGUGUCGUCUAAAGAAAGCCUCUCGUUGCAGGUACAAGAAGGUGAAAGUCAAUGCCAACGCUUAUCUAGGGAAUUGGAGCAGGCACAAUUGACAGUAGAACAGCUACAGCACAAUUUAGCCGAACGCGAUGCAUCACUAGCCAAAAAUCAAAGAGACGAAGAAAAGCAAUCUCAAGAUCAGCGGCGCAUUGAGCGACUAGAGAACUUGGUGCGCGAAUUACAGAAUCAACUUCAAGCGACCAAAGAUGAGCAAUUGCGGUUGAAUAGAGAACAUGCCGGCACUGUGGAGCAAGUGAGAAAGGAAGCAUCAGCAAGUGAAGCUACGGCAGCGUCAUUAGAGAAGGAAUGUGAGGAACUGAGAAGAGCUGGAUUAGAAGCAAUCCAUGCUUAUGAGGAAUCGGUCAUUCAAUUGAAGCAACAGCACGAGUUGGAUUUACAACAAAAGGACCAGCACAUUCAGCAAUUAGAUUACACGAUUGCAGAUUUGAAAUACAAGCAAAGUACCUUAUUUGAUGACGAUGAACGAGAUAUCGAAACACGACUCAACGAGAUGAGCCGUGGCCAUACAAAUGCCCUUAGCACAGAAAUUGGUGCUAGCACGGAUGAAGCAGAUCAAAGACACCGAUUAGAAGAGCAGCUUGAAUUGGCAAUGGCAGAACUGGAUAACGAAAGACUCACCAUUGUCACCAUGGGACAUGAGGUGGAUCAGUUGAAGCUGGAGCUCAAUCAAGCCAGGCAGCAGACGCUCUCUGUUGAGCAAAAGUUUGAAAGCUUGCAAGCUGAUUUCGAGAGGGAAUUGGCUGAUAAGAAGCGACUCAUUGAAGAGGCUGACAACGCAUUCGAAGCACAAGCUAAGGCAGAAGACGAGCACUAUCAAAUGAAAUUGUCCAAGAUGGCACUGGAGAAGGAAAAUGCCGAAUUGAUUGAAUCAAAUAAGCAGCUGGAGCAAGAUUUUAACAAUUUAAUGGAUGAAAUGCUGGCUCUUGAAAAGCAAGAUUUAAAGAGGCCCUUAAGCAACAUUGAAGGAGGUGGAUUAGCAACUGCUCAAGCAGCCCACGGCAACGACAAGGAAUUGCAAGAGAAAAUACAGCAAUUGGAGAAAGAAAACGAAACGCAUAGACACAGUUUAUCAGCAGAAAAGAAUCAAGUAAAUCAACUAAGCAAGGAUUUGGCAGAACUAGAGUCUUUGGUCGAAAGCCGAGUGUUUAGCGAAGCGGAUUUAGAGGAAAAACUGGAAGCAGAAAGAAAGAAGGUGGCAAGCUUACAAAGAGAGCUACAGGACCUCAAGAAUCAGACUAAUGAAAGUCUGAAAAACUUUCUCAUAUCGCCGACCAACACAAUGACAACCACAUCCCCCACGCCUCCACCAGCAAGUACUGCUCAAUCCAAAUCCAAGGCUCAUCUAAACGAAGACUACUGCGAGCUAUGUGAUAACUACGGACAUGACGUUUUGCAAUGUAAAUCUGACCUAUCUUUAGGGAAGUAUUGCGAUAAUUGCGAUGAUGUGGGUGAUCAUACUACUGAAGAUUGCCCCAACCAAGAUGAAACCUUUUAA